CUUUAUCCGCCAUACACUAUCGACGCAUAAUAUGAUGCUAACCGCCUACGGGCUGCAGGAGAGUACAUCAGAAAAUGAUCAACUAGACGCUCCACAACGUGACGUGGAUCAAUCGUCAAAAGUCACCGCUUGUUACUGUAUCCGCACCUUGAUCCGCAUCUUGAUCCGCAUCCUUGCUAUACCCAACGUUUGGAUCACCAUCAUCGACCCUACAGCAAGGCUGUAUGAAGAAUAUGUGUAACUUGCUCUACCCUAGGAGAUGGGCGCGGUUAUAGCCUACGCGGUAGAUCAGUUAUACGCAAUCAUGUUUCUCCUUAUCCGGUUCGUGCCUUUUCUCAUUCAGCAUCUUCCCCUCUAGCUGGAAACAACAUCUGGACGCAUUUAUAUCCGUGACCUCGCGUACUAUAAAAGUUUUCACCCUCCCAGCACCCUUGAUGGCCCUUUAUCUAUGCGGCUUCAAUUCUUUCCGUUGCGACAGUCUUCAGUCCAACCAGGCCUCCAUACCCACCAUUACUCUGACACUGGAGUAUUUGAUAAUCUCGGCACGAUAUACUUUACAAUGCUGUCACAAUAUUUCGACCCUUUCAUCUUGACCCAAGAAUAUGUUGCCUCUGCUGAGGAUGCUUGUCCGACUCUUGUCAGCGAGGAUCCUCCUGCCAUCUUGAGCAUACCUCCUACCCCGGACAUCUCUAAUGCAACACUCACAUCUGGUCUCCGGGACAUGGACAAGUCCCUGUCCUCCUUAUACGAACCUCAAGAUCCCAACAAGCUGCCGGAUUCUGCUGUCUUCACUUCUACCAUGGACCCUCAAUAUCUGAUUUUGGAUUCUCCGCCUCGUAAAUACCCUACCGAAAGCUGGAAGUUGAGCCCAGAUGAGGAGCUUCGUAAAGCCUACGGCCGCAUCAGAGGCAGCCUGUGGAGCAACAAGCCAAUCGAUUCUGAUGAGUCGGAGCUCGAACCCCUUGACCCCAGUCAUUACGAACCUAUGACCCCAGAAGAAGCCGCGGCGGCCCCAGCAUGGAAGCAAAACGACAAAGAUGAGUUUGAAAUCGUGCUGGGAGAAUUUCCUAUACCGCGAGCAGUAAAAGCCUGCGGAGGGAAGAGCAAGCCAUGGAAGAGGUUGCCUGUCACCGACGAUGACAUCAAAAAGCAAAACAAAUGGCUGGAAAAGAAGAGGAAGCUGAAAUAUCGGCAAGAGGAGAAGAGCAAAAUGGGAAAGGCAAUGGAGAGGAGCAAAGGAAAGUUAAAAACGGCUGAAUCAAACAACCAAAAGGUCGUGGUGUUUGAGAGACCGCUGCAUACCGGGGCAUACCAGGACGAGAUAAGAGUUGUGCGUCUGCAAUGGAAGCCCAAGCCUCAUCCCAGCUCGUUACGACUGAAGAUGGAAGAGGAGAAAAAGAGAGCACAUCAUGCUGAGGGGCGACAAGAGCGAGAUGACAGUGGCUUGUCCAUGAAUUGUUGCGAUUUAACUCUUACAUAAAUAGUGUAUCUACUGGAGUGCGUCAAGCUCUAUGUAACA
Cryptococcus deneoformans JEC21 is the source of this 1519-nucleotide messenger RNA. RefSeq lists its product as hypothetical. NCBI's taxonomy places the organism in Eukaryota, Fungi, Basidiomycota, Tremellomycetes, Tremellales, Cryptococcaceae. The transcript has a single exon. The record is from RefSeq and is a predicted model, not a curated record. The coding region runs from base 449 to 1480 and encodes 343 amino acids.